ACCAAAAAAUAAAAAGCAAAGUCAAGGUGUGAGUUGUUAGUGUCACAAUGAAGCUGGCAUUCUUCAAUUUUGAUCCCCAAAAAUGUGUGUAUAAAAAUUUAUAUAUAUACACAUAUAGUUUGAGCUUAAGUCAUAAUUUAAUUAGAAUUAAAAUAAAAAUGGUUAGGCCACGUUUCAAGUUACAUAAUUUGUGUAUUGGUCAUGUUGCUACACCUCGUGUUAGAGCUUGUUCUACAUCAUCAUCAUCUUCUUUUGGAUCAAAAUUUGCAAAUAGAACUGAGUUUUCAAGCAAUGGAGUUCAAGAUUCUAGCAAAGAUAACAAAGGUGAUGAAAGUGGCAAUAAAGUAAUGGUGGUUGUGGAUUCUAGCUUUGAAGCUAAAGGAGCACUUGAUUGGGCACUUUCACAUACUAUUCAGAAACAAGAUACUGUUGUUCUUGUUCAUGUAGCUAGACCCCUUAGAGAAGGUGGUGAGUCUGAUGUGAAGUUUAAUGUGAAGGCUUAUCAACUUCUCUUAGAUAUGAAGAGUAUGUGUGAAAUGAAGAAACCUGGGGUGGUAGUGAAUAUAGUAUUACUUGAAGGAGAAGAAAAGGGUGCUGCAAUAGUGCAAGAGGCAAAGCAACAAAGGGUGUCUUUAUUGGUGGUAGGACAAAGAAAACGUUCUAUCUUGUGGUGCUUGGUGAGGAAAUGGACAAGAAAAAGAAGAACAAAAAGUGGAAUUGCUGAGUAUUGUAUACAAAACUCACCAUGUAUGACCAUUGCAGUGAGAAGGAAGAAUAAGAAACUUGGAGGAUAUUUGAUUACUACCAAACGCCAUAAAAACUUUUGGCUUUUGGCUUAGUUUGUUUAUCAAUAAAAUGGUUUAUAUUGUGUGUGGAUUUGUGUUUAAUACAUACACACAUAAGUAAGAAUGUUCUGUUCUAUCUUAAAA
This is a messenger RNA of Trifolium pratense (red clover), 929 nucleotides long. RefSeq lists its product as uncharacterized. Lineage: Eukaryota; Viridiplantae; Streptophyta; Magnoliopsida; Fabales; Fabaceae. The record is from RefSeq and is a predicted model, not a curated record. The transcript is spliced from 3 exons. The coding region runs from base 48 to 839 and encodes 263 amino acids.